GCGCGGUUUUACUGUUCGACCAGAUUGCGACGCCGCAUUACGAAAUAGUCACAUAUCGAUCACUUACAAAAUGAAAAGUUUAAUACCAAAAUCGUUGCUAUUUAAUUUAAAUAAAAAACUGAUCGUAAGCUCGGGCAAUGCCCUAAUAAAACGGCUCUCAACAGUGAAACAAUCAGGAAAAAACGAUCGUGUCCAACAACCGAAUUCUGCAUCUAAAGUGCAUAGAAGAAAAUUUUCCCUUAUCCAUGACUUUAAUUAUAUGCGUUAUAAAAAAUAUGUACAUUGUUGUAGUGGUGAGAACAGGAACGAGGAUGCGUUAUUCGAAAUGUUCAAAAGCGAGGAGACGGGGUUACUCUCCAUCGGGAAAUUUCUUUCAGCUUUGAGGACUACCGGUUUGCGCAAAAGUGAUCCGCGACUGAAAGAAAUGAUGGAAGCUAUAAAGCGCACGCAAAAACAGACCGACACUCAACGACUAAAUUUGGAAACUUUUCGGAGUAUCGUAUCACCUUGUAUCGGUCUGAUCUCUCGCGCGUUCCGCCACCAGUUCAUAAUCCCCGAGUUCCAAGACUUUUGCAAAGAACUGGAGGAUAUCUACUGGAAGUGCAAGGAGAACACGAACGGCAAAGUGGCGUCUUAUAUUCCGCAAUUGAAACGGAUGAAUCCGAACUAUUGGGGUGUGAGUGUGUGCACAAUCGACGGGCAGCGGUUUUCGAUCGGAGACGUCGGUAUCCCGUUCACGAUCCAAUCCUGCAGUAAGCCCCUGACUUACGGGAUCGCGCUGGAUCUGCUAGGGGAGGAGAUGGUUCAUAAAUACGUGGGACAGGAACCGAGCGGCCGGAAUUUCAACGAGCUGGUCUUAGACCACAAUAAGAAACCCCAUAAUCCCAUGAUCAACGCUGGGGCGAUUCUGGUCUGUGCUCUCCUCAAAACCGUCGCCGGCCCGGAAAUGACCCUCGCGGAGAAGUUUGACUACACGCUGAACUAUUUCGUGCGAUUAGCAGGAGGGGAGGAUCUGGGGUUCAAUAACGCCGUAUUUUUGUCGGAGAGAGAGGCGGCUGAUCGGAAUUACGCUUUAGGUUUCUACAUGAGAGAGCACAAAUGUUUUCCCGAGAAAACCAAUUUCAAGGAAUGCAUGGAUUUUUACUUUCAGUGCUGUUCUUUGGAGAUGAGCAGCGAUACGCUUUCUGUAAUGGGGGCCACGUUGGCCAACGGCGGAAUUUGCCCGUUAACCGAGGAAAAAGUCCUUAAAUCGGAGAGCGUCCGCGACGUGCUAUCACUGAUGCACAGCUGCGGAAUGUACGACUAUUCCGGCCAAUUUGCAUUCAAGGUCGGUCUGCCCGCGAAGUCGGGCGUGAGUGGGGCUUUGCUGGUGGUGAUCCCAAAUGUCAUGGGGAUAUCCCUGUGGUCCCCACCUCUGGAUCCAUUAGGUAAUAGCUGCCGGGGCGUGCAGUUCUGCGAGGAGUUAGUAAAAAAAUUCAAUUUCCACCGAUACGACAAUCUCUUACACUCGACCAACAAAUCUGAUCCUCGAAAACACAAAUUCGAGACGAAAGGCAUGAAUGUGGUUAAUUUGUUGUUUUCGGCGGCUUCUGGCGAUUUGCCUGGACUUAGAAGGCAUAAACUUUCGGGUAUGGACAUGACGCUGGCCGACUAUGACGGCCGCACGGCUCUGCAUUUGGCAGCGGCAGAGGGGCAUAUCCACUGCGUUAAUUUCCUCUUGCAACAAUGCAACGUACAACAUGAUAUUAGAGAUAGAUGGGGACGGUCUCCCUUAGAUGAAGCACUGACGUUUGGACACACGGCAGUUGCGGAGUUUUUACAAGACUGGGACCAGCGAUAUCAAAGAUCUUCGGAAAAUAUGAUGAAGGCCGGUGGAACUCUUCCGGGGCUUAGCUAAAUGAUUUAGGAAAUUUUAGUCAUGUUUUUGUCAGUAUUGUAUUUUUCUCCUAAGUUUGCAAUAAUUUUUUAAUGUUUGUGUGAGUACGACAAUAAACCUUCUAUUCGUU
Molecule: messenger RNA, 2006 nt
Organism: Tribolium castaneum (red flour beetle)
Lineage: Eukaryota; Metazoa; Arthropoda; Insecta; Coleoptera; Tenebrionidae
Gene: GLS
Product: Glutaminase
Exons: 13
Coding region: 71-1897 (608 amino acids)
Biological process (GO): L-glutamine catabolic process
Molecular function (GO): protein binding; glutaminase activity
Source: RefSeq, a predicted model, not a curated record